UUGUUUCUAUUUUUUUCCCUUUGAUUUCUCGAUCAUAGUUUUCAUGGCACGAAUAUCUCACGACAUUUCCUUCCACAGUCGUCAUCGUCAUCGUCAUUCUCCUUCUUCUUCUUCUUCAUCAUCGCAACAGCGACGAGCACUUGCGCUUUAAUGGCGAGGACCCAUUCCAGAGAAUAAACAGUAGUGACUGUCCCUACAAAUUUCUUUGAAAGAAAAACCCCCAAAAAAAAGAGAGAAAAGAAAAGAGGAAAUUGAUUACACUGGUAGAUGAGGAGACAAGGGUCCCUUAAAGAUUUCUCCUUUUUUUUAAUACCUCUUUAUUUUCCACUCUCUGAAGAUCUUCAAUCCAUCUGUGUGAUAUUUUUUUUUUUAAAAAAAAAUGGGUUUUUUUGGGGGGUUUAAUGUUCAACACUGAGCUCGGCUACUGAUUGGCACCACAAACACAGAGACUGAACAAAGAUUUCAUUUUUAUGACCACUCUCACCGAAAUUUCGGGGUUCAUUUUACUUCAUAGCAAGGGACGGGUUUUUUGAGUGAAGAGACAGUUUGAUUCUUGGAUCAUGGAGAAGAAGGGAUCGCCCAGAAGCACCGGCCAUGGAAUUAUCCAGAGAAGCCCUUUUGUGUAUGAGAAAUACAAAGCUGGUUGUGCAUGGAGAUUGAUAAACUUGUUUGAUUUCAGACAAGGUUGGUCUGGUAAGAGACUGGUUUCAGACAAGUCACACGGGUUCAGAGAUUCUGCUGGUAAUGUUUAUACGAAAAGUCAGCUUGAUUUGAUCCGGAGGCUUCAUGAGAAAUGCCAGUGUACUAAUAACGUGAAUGCUGAGAUCAAAACGAAGAGAAGAUCAUCUGUUUCUGGAACCAAACAUGACAAGUCUUGUCCCAAAUCCGUUAGGGAAAUAUCGGAUCGCGAGGUAAGAAGGGCAGAGUAUCUAAAGGAUGAAACCUUUGAUAGCCUAAUUCAGACUCAAGGCAAGGUUGUUAUCUCGGAGCGAAAAAAGGAAUCUUCUUUGAGUGAGAUUGUGAAACUCGAGGAGAAGACGGAUGAGAAGAAGCCGGGCCUGAAAAAGGGUCGGGACCAAAGAUGUAAGAAUAUGGAUUCAGACUCGGACAAGUGCCCCGAGAUUAACCUUCAUGUUCGUGUGAACGAAGCAUUGAUAUGUCAGAAGGCAAAAAAUGGAAAGGUUCUUGGCAGAGACCGGUCUAAGCAGUUCUUGGAAGCACUUGAUGUUGUGAGUUCGAACAAAGAAUUGUUCGUUACUCUCUUGCAAGAUCCAAAUUCUUUCUCUGGAAAAUGUGGCAAAGAUUUAAUGGAGUCUUUGACAAAAGCUGAAUCAUAUGAAGCUCGUAUGAAAGAACGAGGAGAAUCAGAAGAUGAUUUGGACAGAAUUGUUCUAUUGAAGCCGAGGUUAACAAGUUCGGAUGAUGAUAGUUCUUACUUGAGAUUCAGACAUCUGACAAAGAAGUUGAAACUUGUUGUCGGGUCUAACAAGAACAAUGGCCGGGAAAACAAGCUUCUACGUGCUAUUUGUAUCCCCGAAGAUAGUUGUGAAGAUACUGAAACUGAGGCUACGAAGAAGUGGAUGGAGAAAACAAGCGAUGAAACAGAUUCUCGAAGGAGACCUGAUGAUUCAAGUGGAAAAAUUGGCCAUGGAAUCUCAGAGUUUUCAGUCUUUAAACGCAAGAAACGGGUUGAAUCCGACGUUUUCAGGUUAAGCCCCGAGAAUGAUGUAUCGCCAAGGAGAUUCAAUGUGGAAAGACGCCAUGAGAGAACAAUCUCAUCGCCCGUUUAUGAAGUUCCUCAUGCAUUGAGUAGUUUCGAGAGGUUACGACUUGAGAAGCAGAGCUUCAGAUUAAGAAUCCCGGGCAAGAAUGGUAACGUGUUCAACCCGAAACAGGAUUAUCAUCUCCGAUCAUUUGGUGAAUGCGUUUCAGAAAAGUGUAGAGGUUCAGCUUCUUACAGCAAUCCGAGACCUGACAUGGAAGAUGAAUGCAUGGAACAGAGAUUCUCGCGGAGUUCAUGUGAGGAUCAUUCGAUAAAUCUGGAGACAAGAACACUAUUUUCGGGUUUUUCUAGUCCAGAAAGAUCGAACAGCAAUACCAUUAACGACCUGAAACAAGAACAGGAGCACCCUAGUCCAGUCUCUGUUCUUGCGAGAAUUCACAUGGAAGAUGAUACUACAAGUCCUGGAAAUUCAAAACAUGCUUCCACAGAAGAACAGAUUGGAUUCUCUUCUGACCCAAGAAUCGACCUUAAGAGCAUAUUCUCGAGAGGGUCAGUUCAGGAGUUUGUAAAGAUAGUUCUCAAUACUUCUGGACUGAACUGGACAGAGCUCCUCGUGAAAUGUUCCGUCUCAUCUCUCGAGACCUCACUGCUCGACCAAUUCUCAAGCAACAGCAACAACAGCAACAAGAAUGAUCACCAUCAUGGUCUUUUCCUUGAUUACACGAGCGAGAUUCUCCACGAGAUAUACAGAAACGACAUAAAGUCUUGGCCUUUCACGCCAUUGAAGAACCCUAAGCUCACUCCGUUGGAUCUGAGAACAGAUCUGGUUGACCACGCCAUGAAACGUUUUGACUGGAGUUUGGUCUGCAACUCAGGAGGAGAUCCAAGAACAUUGGAACAGCUUAUGGAGAAAGAUCUGACAAAGCCAUGUUCGUGGAUGGAUUGGGGAGGGGAGACAGAGUGUGUUGUGUCGGAUCUCGUUGAACAAAUCUUGGAACAGUUGGAGAUUGAGAUCUCCACAGAGCUCGGAACAAUGCCCACAAGGUUACCUAGGUUUUUACCGUCUUACUCAACGUUCUUGUAGUAAAAUUAUGUAUACAACCAUUUGACGAUACGUAAUUAGAUUUUUUUUCCCUUUUUUUGUUAAUAAAGCAGAUACGAUUUCACUUGA
This is a messenger RNA of Tarenaya hassleriana, 2894 nucleotides long. RefSeq lists its product as uncharacterized. The record is from RefSeq and is a predicted model, not a curated record. Lineage: Eukaryota; Viridiplantae; Streptophyta; Magnoliopsida; Brassicales; Cleomaceae. The transcript has 7 exons. Bases 561 to 2807 code for a protein of 748 amino acids.